Molecule: messenger RNA, 2279 nt
Organism: Ipomoea triloba (trilobed morning glory)
Lineage: Eukaryota; Viridiplantae; Streptophyta; Magnoliopsida; Solanales; Convolvulaceae
Exons: 10
Coding region: 148-2187 (679 amino acids)
Source: RefSeq, a predicted model, not a curated record
CUAAUUCCUUGGCGGUUAUAAUGGAUAAUGUCUCAAUCCUAACAUUAUAUUAUUAUUACAACAAUAUACAAUACAUCUAUAUAUAAGAAUCUUGAUGAAAGAAGUCACAACUGAUGCGCAUGCACUUAAAGAGCUCGCCAUCCAUUAAUGGAGAUAAAGCACCUUUCUUCCACUGCCAACCACGUCGUCCGCCAAUGCGCCCGGACGCUAGAUAUAUCUGUGGAGGAACUAGUGGAUGAGUUCGAGAUUGGAUGGGAAGCGGACGAGAAAGGAUACUCAAGGAAGUUGGUGGAGUUUUCAUGUUCAAAGGUUCUGGCCAGGAUGUUCAGUGAUCCACAUGGUGCUGUUCUUGGUGCUUUCUUCAGCCGCUUCACCUUUGAUAUGAUGCUUGCUUGGGAGAUGCCUACCUCUGCAGAUGAACAAUCAUAUAACGAGUGUGCAGGAAAAGAAAAGGAAGAUCACAAAGAAGUGGCGAUAAAAUCCACUGAUCAACAACAAGAUGACAUCCCUUUGUUCUAUUCAGAUAUCAUGCCACUCCUUGUUGAUAAUGAGCAAAAUGUUGGGGAAGGUGGAUUUGUGUGGAUGGCAUCGCUUGUACCAGUGAUAGCUGAUGUUGUUAAUGCACAAUUCACUUUUGAGACUCUUACUGCUACUUCUGCCAGUAGACUCCACUAUCCUGCAUAUAAUAUGUUCUUGAACCAGAUUGACAAAUGCAUAAGGCAUUUGCAGAAGCAGUCCACACCAACAGGGGUUGAACUGGGAGAUGAUGAGUUUAUACUACACGUGGAAGGAACUGCAACCACGCAACGAGUAGUGCGCCAUAUUGGAGGCACAAGUUGGCCCGGUAGGUUGACCUUAACAAACUAUGCUCUCUACUUUGAGGCAUCUGGGGUCCUGUCUUACGAGGAUGCUCUUAGGCUUGACCUUUCGAAGGACGUUGAGCAGACCGUAAAACCAGAUGCCACGGGUCCAUGGGGUUCCCCCAUUUUCGAUAAGGCUAUAGUGUUUGAAUCUUCUGAACUGCAAGAGAGUGUUGUCCUAGAGUUUCCGGAAAUGGCAAGCGCCACGAGACGUGACCACUGGCUGGCUCUUUCCAGGGAGGUCAUGCUGUUGCAUAGAUUCUUACGGGAUUUCGAGGUCAGAUCACCAAUAGAAUCGUGGGAAAUGCACGCGAGGACAAUACUAGGAAUCGUAAGGCUUCAUGCCGCUAGGGAAAUGCUUAGGAUUUCGCCCCCUGCUCCCAAGGGCUUCUUAAUCUUCGAGUUGCUAGACGAGUUGCCAAAAGGGGAUUAUGUACUCGAAGAGCUUGCUGAUAGUUUGAAGAGGGCCGACGUUGUGCAUCUGUGUAGUGCAAGCUCAAUCUUGAGGAGCUUGAACGUCUCCCAAUUGUCCAUGCCAUCUACUGAAGUAAAGGAAAUCAGCCCCGAUGGCAACCCUGCAGUAGCUCAAGCUAAAAACGCGUCGUCCCUGGAGAACGCCAUUGAUCAAGCAAGGAAGCAAGACAACGAAAUAAACGUGGCUCAAGCUACAGUGGAAGAAGUGAGGGAAGAAGGGAUUGCCAACAACAUUCAGGUUCUUAUGGGUCUCCUCAAGCCAUUUGGAGGAUUAAUGCCUCAUUUCCUAGAGAUUUUGACAUGGGAAAGGCCACUAACCACUUCCAUUGUUCUCCUCAUAACUCUUCUAGUCAUCUACAAGGAGUGGGUUGGCAAGGCCAUUGCAGCCUUGUUAUUGUGGAUGGUUGCUACAAUGCUGAGGGCCAGACAAUUAGGGAUAGCGAAUACAUACAACAAGAUAGUUAUCUUCACCGGAUCUGAUAAAACCGCUGUGGAAAACAUAGUGUCAGCUCAACAGGGGCUAAGAACUGCAUAUGACAUAAUCCAACGCUUGAAUGUCACAAUUCUCAAACUUUGGUCACUAUUUAUCUCUAAAGCCCCCAAGCAUUCGAAGAUGGUGAUGGCGGGUAUGAUCGUUGUUGCAGUUGUGGUGGCAGUGAUUCCAUUCAAGUUUAUCCUCAUGGGGGCUGUAGUGUCUGGGUUUCUAUCAUCCUCAAAGAAGGGAAAGGGGAAGCAGAAUCAGAAGGAGGGGGGAAACAGGCGGGUCAAAGAGUGGUGGGAUUCUAUCCCAGUUUCAGUUGUGGAAGCCGUGGAUGAGAUUGCGGUCCAAAGUGUAGCCUUGAAAGCAGAUUGACGAUGCAUAUAUAUAUGGCAGUUAGUUUCGUAAACUCCAUUGUUGUUGGGCCUCGUUUUUCUUAACUAGUUAUGUACGUCUGUCGCAGAGGA